AUGGCGCAAGCGAGAUAUAUGUACCCUUCGACCAGUGUCGAGGCGUCGAAUGCAGCCGACGCGUUCACGUUUUAUGCGAUGUAUGCACCGAGCGAGAUGACAGCUUUGGCCCAGACGUGGCUGGAGAGCACCAUGUCGUUCCGCCCCAUCUAUCAUCUUCUCAAGGACCACGGCGACGUCCUGCGACGUCACGCCAGCGUCCAUGCGUGCGUGGUGCAAGCUGGCAUCGACCGCGCGCAGCAGGGACAGCCGAUUGAGAUGGGUCUCGUCGCCGCCGAUGCGAUGGCGUACUUUCUGCAGUGCUCCGACGACGAAGCCGACGCCAGUGCAGUAGAUGCUGCGACGACGACGACCUAG
Molecule: messenger RNA, 357 nt
Organism: Saprolegnia parasitica CBS 223.65
Lineage: Eukaryota; Oomycota; Saprolegniomycetes; Saprolegniales; Saprolegniaceae
Exons: 1
Coding region: 1-357 (118 amino acids)
Source: RefSeq, a predicted model, not a curated record